Molecule: messenger RNA, 405 nt
Organism: Phanerochaete carnosa HHB-10118-sp
Lineage: Eukaryota; Fungi; Basidiomycota; Agaricomycetes; Polyporales; Phanerochaetaceae
Exons: 2
Coding region: 1-405 (134 amino acids)
Source: RefSeq, a predicted model, not a curated record
AUGGCAGCGGCGUGGCCUACUCAUUCACCGAGUGCCGCGGCAAGCACUACGUCGGUGCGUCCUUCUUUGCCUCUCGCGAUCUUCUGCUCCUACUCUGAGCCGAGAAAAGCGCACGCGCGCGCCACAGUCAUAUGCGCAGGCCAACAGAUUGUUGACGGGAAGAUCAAGGUUGAGUUCGGGUCAGAGGUUACCAGGAUCACGGCGACCGGCGUCGUCUUUGCGGAUGGCAGAGCACUCCCUGCGGACAUCGUCAUCGUCGCGACCGAGUUCGACGACACCAGUGCGCCAAUCUGCAAACUCAUUGGAGAGGACGAUGGAGCAAAGGUCCCGCGGAUCUGGGGCCUGAACAAGGAGCGCGAGCCCCGGGGCGUCUGGCACGAGAUCGAGGGCCUGCCGAACAUGUGA